Messenger RNA from Pocillopora damicornis (cauliflower coral), 3236 nucleotides. RefSeq lists its product as uncharacterized. The record is from RefSeq and is a predicted model, not a curated record. Gene Ontology annotation, biological process: double-strand break repair via nonhomologous end joining. Gene Ontology annotation, cellular component: site of double-strand break; nucleus; nonhomologous end joining complex. NCBI's taxonomy places the organism in Eukaryota, Metazoa, Cnidaria, Anthozoa, Scleractinia, Pocilloporidae. Gene Ontology annotation, molecular function: molecular adaptor activity.
GACAAAAGGGUCACAGCCAUGUAUAUUUUUGUCAAAAUACGCGCAUUUUUAAUCUAGUGAAAUAAAACGAGCGAAUUUAACAAAGUUAACGACAAAGGCAGUUUGAGCCCCUUGCGGUCCUUGUCGUGUAAGGUCCACCCCGAGGGUGUCCGAACACGCUAGUGCACGGAAAAGUAGCCAUUAUGGCGAAUGCAUCAGGAGGGUCCAUUGAUUUGGCCUCUUUGAUGAGGACAAAUAAAGUGGAGGCGCUUCACGCUACUGCCAGUUGUGGACCUACGAGAUUUCUUGUUUGGACACGGCUACCUGAAGACAGUUCUACCUGGAUUUUGAAUGCUACUGAUGGCGUCAAUGUCUGGCACUCACAACUGGACUUAGAGCAACUGGAUUCUCAUAGAGAGCUGGCAGAAAUUGACAAAUAUGAAGCCUACUUUUCAAUGUUCAGGUCUGGCUUUCAAAAUAGCUCCAUAUCUUUGGCACAGUUACCUAACAAAGUAAUUCUAACAGUUGGUGAGGGUAUUCCAUCUCUGAGCUAUGAUCUCAGCGAGGCAAAGGCAAUUGAAAAGAAGACAGAGUUGCAACUAAUUCUCUUCAAAUUAGCUGAUAAAGUAGCUGAACUGACUCAAGAAUUAAAAGUAUCUUCUGAUUCACUGGAAAGACUAAAGACUCAAAAGUAUGGGGCUCCUGGUGAAUUAUCAACAUUUGAUAUUCCUGCUAAAAAGACAACCCAAGCAGUCCCAGUUAAGAGAAAACAAGGUCGCAGUCUUAUUAACCCAGGAAGCAGAAAAGAAGCUGUGGUGGAAGCUGCUGAUGGUCAUAAUACAGAACAAAAUGUACACAUAUCGGUUCUGGGGAAUGAUCAGACAUUAGACAUCUACAAAUGCAUAGAUCCAGCAUGUGAACAUUUCUGCACCAAGACAAACAAGAGAUACCAUUGCCCUUUGUGCAACAAUAAGCCACAGAAACCAGGCCGCAUGCGCAGGCAUUUUGAAAAGAUGCACUCAGGAAAGCAGAUUGUUCUGCAUGAAGGACACCAAAUGCUCCGCUGCAAAUUAAGAUGUACCAAAGCUAAUGGCCGCAUAACUGACAAUUCACACUACCAUUGCUGUCUUUGUGGAAGAGUUCUUGUAAGAAAAGUACACCUUUACUGCCAUCUUCAAGCUCAUUCGGUCGGCAGCAUGCGUGAAAUUGAUGAGCUAUUAGAUGCAAAAGAUGAUACAGAAGAAGGGCCCAUGGAAGAUGCAGAAAUGGAUGAAGAUGAUGAUGAGAACCAUACGGCUUUAGAUACUUCACAGAUCACAACACUGGAAGGUUCAGAACAAGACAGUGUUGUUGCAUUAUCUGACGGCACACAGGUUGUCUUUGUGCAGUCCAUUCAGGACAGUGAAACUUUGACAGUUGUUCCACUUGAUGAGCCAUCUGACACCUUACAACUUACUCAGUCUGUUGCCCAGUCAGAUGUCACAACUGUAGUGUCCACUGCUGCUGAUUUAAGCACAAGCCUUCAGGUGUUAACUUCAGUGUCCUCUGGUCUUGGCAAUGAACAGCUGCAACUACCGCAGGAGCUGACAGUGAAACAAGUAAACGCUAUGCUCAGCCAAGGUGAGGAAACUAAUCAAGAUGCUUCAAUUACAACAGAAAGCUCCCAAGGCAAUUUACAUAAUAUUAGUGGGGUAAACACAGACAUGUCAGCAUAUGCUGAUCAACCAACAGGGGACAUUGACAUGGAGCAGAGCACAGAAACAGAGCCUGGCCUGCAAAAACAGUCUGAUGAGGAAGCAGUGGAAUUUGAACAGUGUCUGCAGGUUACUGAUGUCCAGAUGUCUCAGGAGAGCUCUGCCACAGGGGUUUCUGGAAUGGAACAAAAUAAUCUUCAACUUUCUCCAGUUGAGUCUUCUUCUGCUUCAGGGCAAUUAAUUACAUGUACUACCACUCCUGGCAAUGUGGUGCAGACUUCAACCUCGCAGUCCAUAGCGGAUCAAGGUUCUUCAAAACUCCUCAUGAUUAACCCAAUGAAUAAAUCAUUGUUUACGGAUGAUAGUGCUAGUGCAUCCCAAAAUGAUCAGAGAGGAAAAACUGCUCGGCAGGACACUCUUGUGUUGGUUGAUGCUACAACAGCACCCAAAGGAGAUGAUCAUGUGUUCAAGGUUCUGCUUAAUAACUUAUCGCCUGCUACCAGUUGUUUUUGUCAUCCAUCUGUUUUAAACGAAAAAAAUAAUUUAGACAUCCGGAGAUGUAAGAACACUUACUGUGACUGCAGGUUGUACCAUUGUCCUUUGUGCACUUGUUUGCCAAACAAACCAGGGAGAAUAAGGGAACACUUUAAAAAAAUCCAUGCCCAGGAUCUCAUUGUGAGAUACCAAGGUUAUCAAAUGCUACGAUGCAAACUUGGCUGUUCCCGUCCAAGUGGGACCAAAGUGUUUAAUUCUCACUAUCAUUGUUGCAUUUGUGGUGCAAUCUGUAUAAGGAAGUCAGGGGUUUAUGAGCACAUGAGGGUAAACCAUGCCAUGCAGCCAAUUAACAAAGACACUAUGUCACAGCAAACCCAGAGAGCAAAGUGUGAAACCAUGUCAGCAAAGCCAGUGGUUGUUCAAGUUCCCCCAGUUUCAACUGGACCUGCAGGACCUGUGACCCAAUUAAUUCAAACCACUCAACCCCAGACUCCAUCAAGCCAAGGCAUAUUCACAGGGACUGGGACCAGUCCACAAACAGUAACUGUUCAGAUACCUCAGCAAGGUUAUGUGGACGGGCAAGCACAGGCACAAGUGCAGGGGCAACAGCAAGUCGUGAUAUUGAUGCCGCAGCAGGUCAAUCCAAACCAAGUGCAAUUGCCUUCAGUCCCUGCACAGCAGCCUAUUGUUAUAGUUAUGCCGCAGGCAGGAGGGGGUCAGGUCACCCAGCCUAUUGUUGUACCUGUCCCUCAGCCUCCCAGCACUUGAAUUCAAAAAGAAAUUCCCAUAGUGCUUCAUGUUUUCAGUUGUAGCUGUUAACUUAAGACAAAACUACACACCACAGAUGUAUUUGACAUUGAUUCGUUGUUUUUCUUAUUAGUUAAAUAUAUCAUAAGUAAUAUAUCAUAAGUAGUAUAUCAAGUUGCCAUGGGUCUGUUCAGAAAAAAGAUCACAGACGACAUCGAAAUACGGUAAGAACCAAAAAGUGGCACCAUAUCUAUUACUGAACAGACUCAUGACAACAUAUUUGUUUCACUUAAUAAAAAAAGCAAAAUGUCGUUACUGCGA